Molecule: messenger RNA, 2970 nt
Organism: Rana temporaria (common frog)
Lineage: Eukaryota; Metazoa; Chordata; Amphibia; Anura; Ranidae
Gene: ZYX
Product: zyxin
Exons: 9
Coding region: 88-2010 (640 amino acids)
Biological process (GO): integrin-mediated signaling pathway; transforming growth factor beta receptor signaling pathway
Source: RefSeq, a predicted model, not a curated record
UCCACACCCCCUGGGCAGUCUCAGGCACUCUCUGGCAGUCUCAGGCUCUCAGGGUGCAGUCAGUCUCUGCUAUUCAGAGACAUCACAAUGGACCCAGCAGCUCCCGCCACCCGCAUGACCUCCUCCUUCACCAUCAACAUCUCCACGCCUUCGUUCUACAACCAGCCCAAGAAGUUUGCCCCCGUGGUGCCCCCCAAGCCCAAGGUGAACCCCUUCAGGGCCCCGGAAGAAGCAGAGCCCAAGAACGCCUCGGCGGGGUCCCUGGAAGGCCCCGGCAUCAAGGCUUUCUUAGGAAAAGUUGGAGAGAUCCCGCCCGCGGUGCCAUCUAGUGGAGAGCAGGAAGAAUUUAUCCUGCCGCCUCCCCCUCCCCACGAUGACUCCAUCUUGAGCCCAGGGUCUUUUCCACCUCCUCCACCUUCCUUCAGUGAUGAUGUUCUUGGCUCCCCCACGUCUAGUUUCCCCCCUCCUCCGCCUCCUGAGUUUGCUGAACCCUUCCCGCCCCCCGCGGAGGAAUCCUUCCCAUCACCGCCCCCGCUGGAGGAAGCCAGUGAUAUUCAGGUUCUACCACCACCUCCUCCGGCUCCACCUAUUCAACUAGUAGCUGCACCAAAACCUGCUGCACCAGUUCCUUCCAAGCCCGCUCCCCCAUCAACAUUUUCUCCAAAAGCUCCCCCUACAUUUUCCCCCAAGCCCGUUGGCCCUUCAACUUUCAGCCCUAAGCCCGCCGCUCCUGCACCAGUUGCUCCAAAGCCUGCUUCUCCAUUUGUUCCAAAAGUCUCUGCUCCUCACGCAUAUUCUCCUUUACCACCUGCCCCUAUCCCUCCGCCAGCUCAGACCUUCUCCCCAAAGCCAAGCAUGCCAUCGUUUUCUCCAAAACCAACUCCACCUCACACCUUUGCUCCGAAGCCUUCUGCUCCACACACUUUCUCUCCCCGGCCAGCAGAGCCAAGUUCAGAGGCCUCGCGACCACCAGAGCAAAAGUUUCCACCGCUGCAGCCUGCGGUGUCUGAACCUCCAACAUCCUCCUUACCAUCAUCUGUACGGUCACCAGGAUUCAACUAUGCACAUCAACGAGAAAGGCCUCAAGUGCUUGAAAAAGCCAGACCGGAUGAAAAUAUCAGGGUUCCAGUCCCGCAGAUGGAGUUCAGCAGAAAUUUUGUGCCACCAGAGAGUGUUAAAAGCGGAGUGAUAAAAGCCAAUGGGACCUCUGUCCCUAAAACGCAACCGGAAUAUUUUCAGUCGCCAAGGCCGCAGUCAGAUGGCGUGCAAACCAGAGGACCUCAGCCAAGCCUGCAAAGACCUUCUGAGCCAAAUCGGACUGCUGGCGCCACUACCCUAAACAUGAAGGAAGUGGAAGAGCUGGAAAUGCUGACUCAGCAGUUAAUGCAGGAGAUGGACAAACAGCCCACAGGAGAAGGACACGUCAUGGAUCUCUGCGGAUUCUGCGGUAAGGGUCUUUCUCGGACAGAGACGGUGGUGCGAGCCGGAGAACACCUAUACCAUGUACAUUGCUUCACAUGCUCCAAGUGUGAGCAGCAGCUCCAAGGUCAGCAGUACUACGAGAACAAGGGACGUCCACUCUGCGAGGACUGCUACCAGGACACAUUGGAAUGUUGCGCAGUGUGCCAAAAGAGGAUUACUGAACGUUUGCUGAAGGCCAUGGGCAAGGCCUACCACCCAGAAUGCUUCACCUGUGCCGUGUGCCACCGUCCUCUGCAGGGCGAGCCUUUUAUAGUGGACCAGAACAACCUGCCACAUUGCGUUGCAGAUUAUCACCGGCGAUAUGCCCCUCGCUGUUCAGUUUGUGGGGAUCCGAUUGCCCCUGAGCCUGGCCGAGAUGAGACGGUGCGGGUUGUGGCUCUGGAGAAGAACUUCCAUAUGAUGUGUUACAAGUGUGAGGAAUGUAAUUGCUCUCUCUCUGUCGAUGCUGAUGACUCUGGCUGUUUCCCAUUGGAUGGCCAUGUUUUGUGCAAGAAGUGCCACAUAGUGCGUGCACGUGCUGUUCACUGAUGCCAGCCUCGCAGCCACCUCCUACUACAAGUACUAGCCUUGUCCACCAAAGACUCUUGGACCUUCUUCCUGGCCACACCCGUCCAUGCUGCUGCUUCUACUGUAGUUCAGUGUUAUGGAUAUUAACCAGUUUACAGCUUCUGCCGAAACUGAUAGUUAACUGCUGGUCAGCCGUCACUUAGCUGCUAACCACUAGUUAGUAAAUCUUUGCUUUUAGCCUGCCAGAAAGAAAAAAAAAAAAAAUGUUGUCUAUGUCUUGGUUCUAACAUAUUCUCUAUAUCAUUUUUUUCCCCCUGUGUUUCUGAACUUUUUUUCAUCUCAUGAUUUGAGUGAGACUAUCAAUGGACAGGUUUUUGUUUUUAACCUGCAAUUUCUUUUAGUUUAUCCUAAUUUUGUUUUUGUAUUUUACUCCUACGUUUUUUAGAAGGCCUCUUGAGACCAUUGAAUUGCAAUGUGCUCUUCCUUUAAUUCUUUAGAUUCCAAACUUAUUUUUUUGUUUUCACAAGUUAAUUUCUCACUAACCCAUUUAUAUGUGUUACUGAUUGUUUGCACAUGAUUUUUAUAACCAAAAUUUGAUUUGAUGUGACAAAAAGAAGUACAAUAUCUGUUCUGCCAAAACAGAUUCUCAUGAUUAAUGGUUCCAAGCCAAUGAAAGUGUACAGAGACUGUAAUAUGGAACAAAAAACACCCUCUGAAAUACUUUGAAAUGUGUCAAAACUUCAGAAGUAUAUAGGACCAUAUUUUUUUAAUAGUGACCUUUUUUUUUCCUUUUUUACGAUAAACUAUCAUACUUAAAAAUAAAAAAAUAAAAAACAUGAAAAGGAACUGUGGCUUGCUCAUUUAAGUCUUCACUUUAGUAUUCUUUUGUAGGCUCUGUUGUAAGGGAUUGAUUAUGGUUUAUUGAUAAGAGAAAAAUGGAUGAUUGCUGGAAGUGAAUAUUAAGUAGACUCAUUUUAAAAA